Molecule: messenger RNA, 1161 nt
Organism: Penicillium bovifimosum
Lineage: Eukaryota; Fungi; Ascomycota; Eurotiomycetes; Eurotiales; Aspergillaceae
Exons: 1
Coding region: 1-1161 (386 amino acids)
Biological process (GO): protein phosphorylation
Molecular function (GO): protein kinase activity; ATP binding
Source: RefSeq, a predicted model, not a curated record
AUGCCCGAAAAGACAGAUCCCUUAUGCGGAUUGGAAUUCAAGUCGUUUCAAGACUGGAACGGUGACCGUCCAUCACAGACCCUGAUAUUCCACAACAAUUGCUCUUCAUGGUGGAUCAAAGUUGCCGUGGAUGGGUCACUGCCAGAACAAGCACUGGGUCUGGGUUCUUUCAAACGCCGCUUCGUCUUUCAAGAAUUUGUUGAAGCGAUUGAUUUCGGUCAAUUGCAGCUAUUGGACGAUACUGUGACAACCAUAAAUUUAAGUCUGACCGAGCAGAGCCAAAACUCGAUCACGAUACGGAAUGGGCAUCAAAAUCCAGCGAAUUUCCUCAUCGCCGUUGCCCAUCGAAUGUGCUGCAUCAUCGCAGAAGAUCCAAGGAGAGUCAUAUACCCGACACUAGAGCGGCAACAAUGUUUACCAGCAUUUGAGGCUCGUUGUUUGCAGACUGUUGAGGUUGUCGCUCCAACAGUCAGAACUGUUUUGUUUAAGGAACAAAUAUUUGCUUACAAAACGAUUGACCGCCCUAUCUAUGAGCCUGAAGACACGGAACAUGUGUUAAACGAGAUCAAUGUGCUUGAACAACUCCGCGGACUUCCGAGUAUUGCGCAGCUAGUUGGCCUAGUUGUAUCGGAGGACCCGUAUAAGACCUGCCCGUCAACCAAUUCACCAGCAGUGAUCACAGGAUUCCUUCUUGAAUACUAUCCUAGAGGUUCGCUUGAGCAGAUUUUUGAGGACGAGUUUCAAUUUGAUGCUCUGCCAAUACAAUGGGCCUUACAGAUUGGGACAGCAUUAAGAUCAUUGCACAAGAGAGGGCGAACUCAUCUUGACAUCAAGCCGUCGAAUAUCGUUUUGGAUGCCAAUGAAAAUGCCGUACUCAUCGAUGUUAGCGGAACCGGUGGUUACGUGUGGGAAUGGCUUUCACCAGAGAUGCAGGCUUUCAUUCAACAAAAUAGUGAAUCAAGUCCUGCCAACGCACCAUUUGAGGCACGGGUUUCCACGGAUUGUUGGGCUUAUGGAAGAUUGCUCUCGACUAUGGCAGAAAAGAUUGGCACUUCUGGAAUUGGUGAAAAACUCCAAUCCAUUGCUAAUGCUCUAACCAAGGCGGUCCCCGAAUCUCGCAUCUCGCUAUGCGACGCUCUCGCGCAACUGAAUGAGAAGUAA